AUGGGUUUUUUGGUGGAUCAUCCCCACACAGCAAUUACAGAGACUGUAUAUCGUGUUGUCACAAUGGAUGAAUAUGAACUGGAAAGUAACUUACCUAGCUUGGUCCGUAUGAUAAAGGACGCUUCGAGUGACUAUCAGUACACUUUGAAUCAAGAGGAACUUGCUAGAGCUAUUAGAAAGAAAUUGAAGUAUGGAUCAAAAUUGCAGCAGGUCCGAUCUCUCGAUUUAUUGAACAUGUUGAUCUCUCAAGGUAUCAAGUUUUCCACAGUUUACAAUGAUGAUAAGCUAAUUGAGAGAUUGGAUGUUGUAACUACUGCGAAAGUCAUGAAUAAAAGAGAUGGCCAGGGUAAACCAUACUCUUCAAGAGUUGUUAAAAAUUGUAAUAAGUACCUUAUAUCAUGGAAUGAUUACAUUUUAGAUAAUGGACUGGAUCGUUCUCGUUGCUAUAGAAGUAUAUUGGAUUUAAGUGAAAAAGUAAGAACGAACUAUAGUAAUAACAUUAGUAGUAAGAAAACUUCUAAAAAUAAAUCAACUUCGAGACGUGGAUUUUUAAAUGAUCGCGCUGAUGAAUCAAUGAACUAUUACAAGAAACCGAAGACUGCGGAUCAACUGUACAGGAUACCUCCUAUUGACUUGAAGAAGGAGUCUCCGAAGAUUAGUUUGACUUUAAGUAAUGCACUUGCAGCUGCUAUUGCGCUGGAAAAUUCGUUAAUUACAUUACCUGCAGGUAAGAAUGCAAUGGAUGAUGAAGAAGUAACUGAAAAAUUUGUGAAGGCCAGAGAUAUAAGAAGAAAAGUACUCAGGUACUUACAAUUGGUCACAGAGGGAGAGUUCCUAGGGUCUCUAAUCCAUGCAAAUGAUAAGUUGGUUGAAGCAUUAACGAAAUUUGAUGAAAGAAGUUGGGAAGAAGGUACUGAUGGAGUGAGAGAUGACGAUGAUGACGAUGAAGGUUACGAUGAUGAUAGCAUAAACAAUUAUGAAACUGAUGACAGUGAUGACAUGGACGAAAGCCGCAACACUGUCUCAAGCAGUGCUCCAAGACGUAAUAUUGAGACAGAUAUAUAUGCCAAUACAACAAAGGGCUCCUCAUCUAACCCAUUUGGUGAUCAAAACGAAAUCUAA
Messenger RNA from Kazachstania africana CBS 2517, 1122 nucleotides. RefSeq names its product Lsb5p (gene LSB5). The record is from RefSeq and is a predicted model, not a curated record. Gene Ontology annotation, biological process: actin cortical patch localization; actin filament organization; endocytosis. Bases 1 to 1122 code for a protein of 373 amino acids. The transcript has a single exon. NCBI's taxonomy places the organism in Eukaryota, Fungi, Ascomycota, Saccharomycetes, Saccharomycetales, Saccharomycetaceae. Gene Ontology annotation, cellular component: actin cortical patch.